Cucumis sativus (cucumber) is the source of this 4794-nucleotide messenger RNA. RefSeq names its product disease resistance protein At4g27190. The transcript is spliced from 5 exons. The record is from RefSeq and is a predicted model, not a curated record. Lineage: Eukaryota; Viridiplantae; Streptophyta; Magnoliopsida; Cucurbitales; Cucurbitaceae. Gene Ontology annotation, molecular function: ATP hydrolysis activity; ADP binding. The coding region runs from base 351 to 4409 and encodes 1352 amino acids.
UCUUCUCUCUUUACAAACUCUUUUCUCUCUCUAUUUCCCUAUAAAUUCAAAAAAAAAAAAAAAAAAGAACUAAAGGGGUGUCAUUAAUAGAAUUUUUGUGUACUGAUUUUGUGAUUACUUUAGCUCAUCCAUUCUAUUUUUUCUUUUCCUUCUCUCAAAUUCCAAAUACCAUAAAGAGAGCUCAUAAAGAGAGAAGGAGCUCUUCAUUAUAAGAAGAAAGAAAGAAAGUAUAAGAAGAAAGAAAGAAAGAUUGAAGAAAGGAGAGAGAAGAAAGCUGUGUUAUAUAUAUUUAUAUAUAUAUAUAUAUAUCUGAAAAUUAAGCCACACCCAACCACGAACACGAACCAACAAUGGAGUUGUGUGCCGGUGCCAUUGUUAAUCCAAUCGCAGAAAAAAUCGCCAACUGCACGGUGGAUCCGGUUUUCCGGCAACUAGAUUAUUUGCUCCACUUUAAAACCAAUGUGAAUGAUCUCAAAGAUCAAGGCAAGAAGCUGGUGGAAACCAGAGAUUUUGUUCAACAUUCUGUCGACUCCGCCAAAACCAAUGGGUACGAGAUCGAAGUUAUGGUCACUGAAUGGUUGGGGAUAGCUGAUCAAUUUAGUGAAGAUGUCGAUAGGUUUUUCAACGAAGCCGACGGCCGAAGUCUUCGAUGGUGGAAUAUGCUAUCACGCCAUCGAUUUAGUAGAAGAGCUACCAAAUUGGCUGUGGCAGUUGAUAAAGCCAUUCAAGGUGGGAGUUUCGAGAGAGUUGGGUUCCGUGUAACUCCACAAGAAAUUAUGACGCUAAGGAACAAUAAGAAGUUCGAAGCCUUUGAAUCUAGGGUUUUGAUUCUGAAGGAGAUAAUUGAAGCGGUUGGCGAUGCUAAUGCGAGGGUGAUUGUGGUACAUGGGAUGGCGGGAGUUGGGAAAACCACCCUAGUUGAAGAAAUUGCAAGAUUGGCCAAGGAGGGGAAGCUUUUUGAUGCUAUAGCAAUGGUGACUGUAAAGCACAUUCCAAACAUUAAGAAAAUACAGGGGGAGAUUGCUGAUCAAUUGGGGUUGAAAUUUGAAGAGGAAAAGGAACGAAUUAGGGCCGAUCGACUACGUCGAAGGUUAGAGAUGGAGAAGAAGGUGUUAGUGGUUUUGGAUGAUGUUUGGAGUAGGCUUGAUUUGGAAGCUGUUGGAAUUUCUAGCCAUCACAAGGGAUGUAAGAUACUUGUAACUUCUAGAAAGGAUGAUUUGUUUUUCAAUGAUUUUGGUACUCAGAAAAAUAUAUAUAUCAAUAUUCUGUCAAAAAAAGAAGCUAGGGAUUUUUUCAACAAGGUGGCAUGUGAUUCUGUUGAAUCUUCUGAUGAUACUGAUCCUGAAAUGGAAGCUGUUGCUACUGAAUUGGCAGAUGAAUGUGGAGGAUUGCCACUUUCUCUUGCAACUGUUGGACAAGCCUUGAAAGGUAAAGGGCUUCCAAGUUGGAAUGAUGCCUUGCAAGGAAUGAAGUUUCCUGGCGAACCCAGUAACUAUGGGGUGAAUAAAGUGGCAUAUUUGUCUCUGAAAGUGAGUUAUAGAUCUCUAAACAGAGAAGAAGCCAGAUCACUAUUCUUACUAUGUAGCUUGUUUCCAGAAGAUUAUCAAAUUAACAUCAAAUACUUGUUGAUGUAUGCCAUGGGUUUGGGGUUAUUAAACGCCAUGAGUUCUCUAGCAAUGGCAAAAUGGAGAAUACUUUCUUUGGUUGAUGAGCUCAAAACUUCUCACUUGUUGCUUGAUGGGGUUGAUAACGAUUUUGUGAAAAUGCACGAUAUAGUUCGAGAUACAGCAAUUUUGAUUGCGUCGAAAAUGAAGUCCAAGUAUUUGGUUAGACAUGGUGCUGGAGAGAGUUUGUGGCCCCCAAUGGAUGAGUUCAAAGAUUACACUGCAAUCUCAUUAGGUUGCAGUGAUCACUCGGAACUCCCAGAAUUUAUAUGUCCACAGCUUAGAUUCUUAUUACUGGUAGGAAAAAGAACAUCUUUGCGAUUACCUGAAAAGUUCUUUGCAGGUAUGCAGGAACUACGAGUUUUAGAUCUCACUGGCUUAUGUAUUCAGCGGCUUCCACCAUCAAUCGACCAACUGGUAAAUCUUCAAACAUUGUGUUUAGAUGACUGUGUUUUGCCAGACAUGUCUGUAGUUGGUGAACUGAAAAAGCUUGAAAUUCUUAGCUUGAGAGCAUCUGAUAUUAUUGCACUUCCUAGAGUAAUUGGGGAACUUACCAAUUUGAAAAUGUUGAAUUUGUCUGAUUGUUCUAAACUCAAGGUGAUCCCUGCUAACCUUUUAUCUAGGUUGAUAGGGUUGUCUGAGCUAUACAUGGACAAUAGUUUUAAACAUUGGAAUGUAGGACAGAUGGAAGGUUAUGUUAAUGCAAGGAUUUCUGAACUAGACAACCUGCCACGGUUGACCACUCUACAUGUCCAUAUUCCAAAUCCCACCAUUCUACCACAUGCCUUUGUCUUUAGAAAAUUGAGUGGUUACAGAAUACUAAUUGGAGAUAGAUGGGAUUGGUCUGGCAAUUAUGAAACUUCAAGGACCUUGAAACUCAAGCUUGAUAGUAGCAUUCAGAGAGAGGAUGCAAUUCAAGCACUUCUAGAGAAUAUUGAAGAUCUGUAUUUAGAUGAAUUAGAAAGUGUCAAGAAUAUUCUAUUCAGUCUAGACUAUAAAGGCUUUCCGAAAUUGAAAGGUUUGCGUGUCAAAAACAAUGGUGAAAUUGUGACUGUUGUCAACUCGGAUAACAUGCAUCAUCCACACAGUGCCUUUCCAUUGUUGGAGUCCUUAUUUCUGAAAAAUCUAGCUGAACUUGGAAGCAUUUGUCGUGGAAAGCUUCCACAAAUGUCCUUCCGUAACUUGAAAAGAGUAAAAGUUGAAAGUUGUGACAGAUUAAAAUUUGUUUUCCCAUCUUCUAUGGUCAGAGGCCUUAUACAUCUUCAAAGCCUGGAGAUUAGUGAAUGUGGCAUCAUAGAAACUAUAGUUUCGAAAAACAAAGAAACAGAAAUGCAAAUCAAUGGUGAUAAGUGGGAUGAGAACAUGAUUGAGUUUCCUGAAUUGCGUUCUCUGAUACUUCAACAUCUACCAGCCCUUAUGGGUUUCUAUUGUCAUGAUUGCAUAACUGUGCCUUCAACCAAAGUGGAUUCACGUCAAACAGUUUUUACUAUUGAACCUAGUUUUCAUCCACUUCUCAGUCAACAGGUUUCCUUCCCCAAAUUGGAGACAUUAAAAUUACACGCUUUGAACUCAGGAAAGAUAUGGCAGGAUCAACUUCCUUCUAGCUUUUAUGGCUUUAAAAAUCUAACUUCUUUGAGUGUGGAGGGUUGUGCUUCAAUAAAAUAUUUAAUGACAAUCACUGUGGCUAGAAGCCUUGUGAAUCUUGAACGCCUUGAACUAAACGACUGUAAGUUGAUGAAAGCUAUAAUCAUUUCAGAAGAUCAAGAUCUGGACAACAAUUACCCUUCCAAAUCUAUCUUGCAGAACAAGGAUGUUUUUGCGAACCUGGAGUCCCUCUUAAUCUCUCGCAUGGAUGCUUUGGAGACAUUAUGGGUCAAUGAAGCUGCUUCAGGAUCCUUUACAAAGCUGAAAAAAGUGGACAUCAGAAACUGCAAAAAACUUGAGACAAUCUUUCCAAAUUACAUGCUUAACAGAGUGACAAAUCUCGAGAGAUUAAACGUUACAGAUUGCAGUUCCCUAGUGGAGAUCUUUCAAGUGAAAGUCCCAGUUAACAAUGGCAACCAAGUAAGAGACAUUGGAGCUAACCAUUUGAAAGAGUUGAAGCUGCUUCGUCUACCUAAACUAAAGCACAUAUGGAGCUCAGAUCCACACAAUUUUUUACGCUAUCCAUCUCUCCAACUUGUUCAUACAAUUCAUUGUCAAAGCCUUUUGAAUCUCUUCCCUGUAUCCAUAGCUAAGGAUCUCAUACAACUUGAAGUGCUUAAAAUACAGUUCUGUGGAGUUGAGGAAAUUGUUGCGAAACGAGGAGACGAUGGAGAUGGAGAUGAUGCUGCGUCGUUUUUGUUGAGUGGUUUGACAUCAUUGACUCUUUGGAAUUUGUUCGAGUUCAAGAGGUUUUAUCCUGGGAAAUAUACUUUGGAUUGUCCAUCAUUGACAGCGCUAGAUGUACGCCAUUGCAAAUCAUUUAAGUUGAUGGAAGGAACUUUGGAAAAUUCGUCAUCAAUCUCAUCCGCUGUUGAAAAGGUAGAAGUUGAGCAAUCUUCACUGAGGGGGGAGUUCGAAAGAAGAGAAUCAAAGGAGACAUCCACAGGGAAAGAAGAAAUAACAACCAUAGUGCAAGGUGUAGUUGAUGCUGAGUUAAUUGAAUUAAGAGCUCAAUUACGAGCUCUUGUGGCAGGUCAAAACCAAAUGAUGGAACGCUUAGCCCAACUUACAACAAUUCCUCGUGAGCCUGUCUCAAAGUGAUUCGUAAGUGUCGUUUGAUAACGUGGGAGAGUAAAGGUGACCAAAAUAAAUAGGAGUGUUAUGAAGUAUAGGGAACUGUAAAGUCAUAAAACUUAUAUUUUUAGAAGUUAAUAAAGUUUAAUGUUGAUACAUUUUUUAAGUCGAAAAAGCCUAUGAAGUUCUUGAACUUAACAAAAAGUACGUGAAUUAACAACUUCACUCCUCCAAUCUCAUCCAGGGGGUCAUGUGUUUCAUAGGCAUCCAAAGUCUCCAUGUAAUGGCCAUUUAAAGUUCGAGGUGAUUUUUUGAGAUUUUCGAACAUCUUAAAAUGAUCUCAGAGAUGAUAUCCAAAGAGUUUUGGAUGUGUUUUUUUGAAUUCUUCCUAUGUUAAAAGAGCAUUUUUUUU